AUGUCCACCGUCGAACAACCGCACUUGGUUUCUCUUGUUCUACAAUCCAAAAAGGCUUUACAGCACGGUGAACAGCUCUGCCAUGGUGCAAAUGAUAUCUCAAAUGCUACAACGCAGUGUGCUGUGGACAUCUUUGCUCUGGAUGCCAAGAUUAAAUGGAUCACUGACGCCGUGGUAGAGCAACUCAAGCUGGCAGCGGGUGUAGCAAAGAGUAUAGAGGAAAGACGGCUAAGGCUGAGCAAAGAAGUGCAGGAAUGGGAUCAAUCACGCAUCAAGCGCUCUAAUGCUCUUGACAAUGUCCUGGAAUCCUUGGGAUCUCAGCGUGUACCGCCAGAACUUUACCAAACGUCUAGAGGGUCGUCAAUAUUCGGGAGCCAGCAUUCAGAUGAGGAGGAGAAGCCUCCAUCAUCACAGCGCAGUCCAUCAGCUACUGUCAGAAUUCAUGAUAAGCUGCUGGCCGAUAGGACGACGUGGAAGACUUUGCGCGAUUUUGUGGACGACCGAGCCAUUGAUGAAAUCAUGGAUACAUUGGAGAAUGAACGACUCGUGUUAGACGAUAUCCUAGGCAGGACAGAUGAAUUUCCUGAGGUUCUAAGAAGUACAAUAACGAGUAUACGAAACUCGCUACCUGAUGAGGUUCCCCCGGCUGCAAUCGAGAGUCAUCUAAAUUCGCAGGAUGAAACGAUCCAUGCUAUGGCGAAGCUUUUGGAGAGUCUUACGGGUCAUUAUGAUCAAAUGGCGAGUGCCUUGAGGGAUAGUGAGGCUGGGGAGGCGUUUAGUGAUGGGGACCUGCAGGAGAUGAACCGCGACACGGAGGAACUGCCUGCUAUCAUGGCUGAUCUAGAGGAUUACAUAGCUUCUGUCAAGACUGUCUAUGGCACUUUCGUCAACUUUAAGUCUUCUUCGCAGGUCCAACUUGAUGGUCUUCAUGAUAUUUUAGAUGAUCUUGAUGAGUUGGGGGAUAUCAUGACAGAAAUGCUGGAAACGCAGGACUCCGUCGAAGCCGAAUGCGAAGAGAAAUUAUCGGAGCUCCAUCAGCAGCUUCUCACGAUUGAAAAUCUGCAUGACCGAUUUAUAUUGUAUCGUACGGCGUUCGGAAAGCUCAUCCUUGAAAUCGAGCGACGGAGAGUGUAUUCGGAAGCAGCCGAGAACAUCGUGCGCGGAAUGAAUGCCCAGCUGGAAGCUAUGACUGACGAAGAGAAGCUGGUUCGGGAACAUUUCAACGUGGAACACGGCGCGCACUUACCUGAGGACAUAUGUUUGUUUAUCGGUAAUCCACCUACGCAGUGGGAAGUUGUCCCGAGAGAUGGGGAGAUCACAGAAGUGGUGCCAGAGAUUGACCGAGACUUCUUGAGGUCCUUGAGCAUUAACUAA
Messenger RNA from Guyanagaster necrorhizus, 1374 nucleotides. RefSeq lists its product as uncharacterized. The record is from RefSeq and is a predicted model, not a curated record. Gene Ontology annotation, cellular component: Atg1/ULK1 kinase complex; phagophore assembly site. The transcript has 7 exons. Gene Ontology annotation, molecular function: protein kinase activator activity; molecular adaptor activity. Gene Ontology annotation, biological process: autophagosome assembly; autophagy of peroxisome; autophagy of mitochondrion. NCBI's taxonomy places the organism in Eukaryota, Fungi, Basidiomycota, Agaricomycetes, Agaricales, Physalacriaceae. The coding region runs from base 1 to 1374 and encodes 457 amino acids.